AUGAUUCCACGAAAGAAGUCCAAGCCAAGUACACAGGCCCCUGCCGAUACUACCUCAGACCAGCAUGUAGCCGACUCGACAUCUUCAGUCGGUACAACGACUCCUACCUCCACCGGCUCACUAACCCCCCGCGGCAGCAGAUGGCUAUCAGGUUCGGGUAGCUGGCGGUCCAAGGCACCAGCCAUAGUCCAAACUGCAAAGGAGAGCAUCGGUGUCAGCGGGGGCGCAACCAACGAGCUGCCGGGCGAGGAAGCGAAGAAGCCCCAGGAUGAGUCGCCUAAGAAGUUUCUCACCAAGCGCAGUUCGAGCAAGAGCCACGUCAUACCUGCCGCCAUCACACAGGUCAACGUCUCUUCAGACGGUCUAGUCGAAGACAUGCCGAAACCAGCCCCGAAGCCAGAGAGCGUCGAAGAACCACCUACACCCACGACCGUUGACGAGCCUCCAUUGCCCCCCGAACCGCCGGCGUCACAGACUGCUGCCGCUGCAAGCACAUGGGGAUGGAGAAGUUGGUGGUCACGGCCAGAUGGAUAUACUGAAGCUGGGAAAGCCACCACUGAGGCAAAGGCGACCGUCGAAGCGGCGUCUACCACCCCAUUACCUGGACCUACCCCCUCAGAAGAGCCAGAUGCUCAGGCCAAGGGCUUGGACGCUAUUGAAACACCAGCAAAAACCGAUGAGAAUGGAGAUACUGAAAUGAAGGAUGCUCCUGAACCACCAUCUACCCAAGAAGCACAAACCGAGGCCCCGCCUUCUACUACCAAACGCUUAGCAAAGGCCUCUUCUGGAUCUUGGUUCUGGAUGCGGAGUAGUGCACAGAAUGCUCAGGCCAAUUCACCUCCUGUCGAGCCGCCACCUCAAGAAGCCGGCUCACAUAUUCCAGACCAGACAUCUCAGCCGGCCCCUCAAGCACCGACCGAGAUAGCUCAACCGGCCAAGACGACUGAGACAGCACCUGCUCAGCAAGCACCUGCUCAAGAGACACCUGCUGCGGCUGAUCCUGUUGCUGCUGCACCUGUUACUGCCGAGCCUGCUACGCCCAAUGAUGCUGGCCCUACCGCACAAACAUCCAAACCCUCGAAACCGUCAGCUUGGGCGUUUUGGUACAGAGGCAAGCCAGAAGAUGAGAAGAAGCCGGGCGAUGCUGGCCCACAAAAACAUGUGGGUGAGGUAGCUGUCUUCGAUACCCCUUCGCAAUCACACCCCGAGGCUGCGCAGUUCAACGAGCAGGAGCAGUCAAAUUCUGACCAAGAACCCCCUAAAGAAUCGCAAAAACCGCCCGAGGAGAAACCCAUACCUAGGAAAUCAUUUCCAUCACUACGAGGUCGCCCAAAGACAAAGGCUGCAGCGAAAGACACACCGGCUGAUACUCCCAGUUCCAGCAAAGCAAAUACUCCAACCAAGACAUCUCCAGUGCGUGAGCCUACAAAGUCCGAGACAGCCCCCGCUUCUCAGCUCACCCCGAAACAAACAGGAAAGGGCAAACAGGAACCGCCAAAUCUCUUGUUGCCAGAGUUUAGAAACACUUACCAAAUGGUGCAGCAGCCAAAUUUCUGGAAACAAAUUCGCCAAUACUUCCUUGGAGGCGAGGUUGGAGCCCCUCAUCUGCACAUUAAUCCUGCACCGCCAAGGAUCAAGAAGGCUGUAGCCAUUGGUGUCCAUGGCUUCUUCCCUGCGCCCAUCAUCCAAAAAGUGCUGGGUCAGCCCACCGGUACAUCGAUCCGAUUCGCAAAUGCCGCGGCAGCAGCUAUCAAAGACUGGACCGAGGCGCGUGGGUACACACCAGAGAUUGAGCAGAUUGCGUUGGAGGGUGAAGGCUUCAUCGCCGAACGCGUCAACUCGCUGUGGAAGCUGCUACUCAACUGGAUUGACCACAUCAAACAAGCAGACUUCAUUCUUGUAGCAUGCCACUCCCAGGGCGUGCCAGUUGCAAUGAUGCUUGUGGCCAAGCUGAUCCAGUUUGGCUGUGUCAAUGCUACAAGAAUCGGAGUAUGUGCCAUGGCUGGUGUCAACAUGGGCCCUUUUAUUGAGUAUAAAACGAAAUACUUUGGUCCCACGGCUGCGGAGCUAUUUGAGUUCACGAAUCCUAAGAGUCUCGUCAGCCAGAUGUACCUCGCUGCCCUGGAUGAGGUUCUGCGAUCCGGAGUGCGUAUACUAUACGUUGGCAGCAUCGACGACCAACUAGUAUCACUCGAAUCGUCCACAUUCUCAACCCUUUCACAUCCCUAUAUUUACCGUGCCGUAUUCGUAGACGGCCGCAUCCACGCGCCCGACUUCCUCACCCACCUCGUUGGCUUCACACUCAAACUACGCAACCUGGGGCUUCCUGACCACGGGCUCAUCCGCGAACUCUCACCUGCAUUAGCUGGUUCACUCUACGGCGGUGAAGGCCACUCCCGCGUCUACGAGGAUCCGGCUGUAUACGCCCUCGCUGUCCAACACGCCCUCGAAACAACGUCCCUCCCUAUCUCCUCAAGCAAAGAGCGUCCUUCGACUGCAGGAAGUUUCCAAGGCAUCAAUAUCCCUAUUAUCGGGGAGAAGCUGAGCACGGGUAAGAAGGAAGAUGUGUUCAAGCUUCGAGUACAAGAGUACGAACCAAGCGGCAGUUCGACGAAUCCAAAUCCCUUUUUUCUGCCUUGGGCUAUGAGAGGCUUGCUGGAAGAGGAUGUUGUGAAGAAGGAGCUUGGGCAUGAGGUCGAGAGCUUACUUGGCUUGUUUGAGAAGUGGAAACCUACGGGCAAGCAGUUGAAGGAUGUCAAGUUUAGACUUGAGGGAGUGAGGAGUAAGCUGUAA
Molecule: messenger RNA, 2793 nt
Organism: Bipolaris sorokiniana ND90Pr
Lineage: Eukaryota; Fungi; Ascomycota; Dothideomycetes; Pleosporales; Pleosporaceae
Exons: 2
Coding region: 1-2793 (930 amino acids)
Source: RefSeq, a predicted model, not a curated record